GCUGCAAAAAUAUUACAAAUGUCUCUGUGCUGGUAAGAGUGCUCUUGGCGUGCGUCUGCACGAAGAAGACUACGGUAGCAUCGCACAAGGGGUGUAUGCAUAUACUGGAGAGAGAAGAUAGUUCUUCGUUUCAGUCAGUUUUAUCCGACUUCUGAAAUACAUAAUAUUUACACUGAAGGGGAGAGGAAGCAUGAGAGAAGUCUUCCAACAGGUCGAUCGAAAACAUGAACGGUGCUCUUUACAUUUCGUUUUUCCAAGGUCAACUUGAAUCUGCACUGGAACAGGUAGUGCAGCUGGCGGUUCAGGAAAUAACGAAGACCGUCGGGGCCAGCUUGAAUUUAAUGCUGCUGGAUGCGGCCACCAAAGAUCAAGAGAACCAGCGGCUGAGGUCGCAGCUUCAGUCGCGGGGGCAUGGGUGCGCGGCGAAGGGGAGCGUCAGCGACGCGUCCGGGGAAAGAGGCGACACGAACGCGGCAGACGAGGGAACAAAGCCCGAGCAACACACCCCGCGUCGGAGCACUGACUGCGGCUUGCAGACGGACUCCAUCAGGCUUGACCAGAAAAGGCGAGCAGUUGGUCAGCUGAAGGUCGUAAUGGAGCAGGUACUGGAGUUCGCCGUGUGCGAGCUGACCAGAAUAGUGGAGGACAGCUUUGACGACGUGCUUCUGGAGCUCGAUAAGACGGAGCGGGAGCAGAUGGAGCUGAUGGAGCAGAUCCAGGCUAUGGCAGAGGAGCAUGGCACGGUUUCUGCUGAGGCACAGGAGCUGGAAGGCAGGCCGGACUCUGCCAGCAGCUCGGAGGCGGCGACGCAGGAAUCCAACAGGGUGUACGACAGGACGACAGCCAAGGAGCGGGGCAAGGAGCAGGCUGGAGACAACAACGGUGAUGAGUUGAGGUCCCCAUCCAUGCUGCACCGGCUCCUCACACUCCCAUCCCAGCUGCUGGAGGGCGACGGUGAGUCUGCGGAUGGCUUGCCCAACCUCACCGAGCCAGAGGAGCCCUGCGCCACAGCCUCACCUGCUGCCGCCUCCGCCGUCACUCUCGAACAGAGCACACACCCCCUUCCCCGAGGGAAACUAAAUAACGAGGAUGAUGAGGAGGAAGAAGAAGAGGGGGAAGAUGACCCGAAGGCUCUUGGCACAUAUACAGACCAAUCCUCCAGGAGCAAAGGUGGGAGGAAGGUUCACGUGUGCAAAGAAUGUGGCAGGAAGUUUGGCCGAGUGCACCUGCUCAAGGCACACAGACAGGCACACAGAGAGACCACCACGCAGUGCCCACAGUGCGGGAAGAGCUUCUCCCAGCUGGCCAAGCUCCAGAGCCACCUACGGACACAUUCAGGCAAAACAACAUAAGGAUGGAUGGAUGACUGGAUGGCGGUAAGGAUGGCGGGGGAGGAUGGAGAAAUGAGAGGAAAGACGAGUGUGGAGAAGGGUCCAGUAACGGCUUCCCAGAAGAUUUUGUUUUAUGGUUCUGUGUUGAAGUCUUAGUCCAUUUAAGAUGAAAGUGACAGCAUGAGGAGCUUUUAGGUUUCUGGAAAAUGAAGCCCUGAACUUUGAGACUCAAGCCUACUGUUAAGUAGACGGUACAUAAAGAAAUGUAUACUAGGAAAGAGUUCAUGUUCUCUAUGCUUGAGUAUUUUUAUUUUUAUUUUAUUUUUUUUCAGUUGUGCUCUUCACUUUUUACCUCCAUUUUGUUCUUUUUUUCUGGAUGUUAUUGAGAAAAAACGAUGGACUUCACUUACUAUGUGGCAAGUAGUGAAACGGCAUUUCUCUAUUUUUGAACAUAGAAUGUGCUUGUAGAAAUUACUUUCUAAGAACUAGAACAUAAGGGCAUGUACAAGAAAUGGAAGCAAUUUUGAGACCAAUUUAUAUUUGAGUUAGAGUUGUGUGUAGCUGUGACAUUUCAUAAAACUGUACAGAUUUUGUAUAAGAACUUGAACUUCCAUGAACAGAGAUUUACGAUGGCAUCCUGUAAAAACGAACGUGACCAGUAGCUUGUCUGGAACGAUGCUAUAAGCAGUAACUAUUCUGCCUGUGCAGAUUGUUAAAUUUGGAAUAUAAACAGUGUGAGUUGAGGAGGACAACGCUGGAGUUGCCAGCUGCAAAGUUCCAGUUGCAUUUUUUUCUUUUUUCUUUUUCCAAAUGUGACUUCGUAACACACGAACCAGGGAUUUCUAAGCGCUUCUCUUGACGCUUAACUUUGUGGCUUUUACUGGUGGUCUUCAUUUACACAGGACUUGACACUAAAUACCUCCACAGAAAUAGACUCAUUGUAUCACACGAAGAGGAUCAAAAUGGCACGUCUCCACAUGAAGAAUUUCAGCAUUGUAAAAUUAUCAUUAUGCUGAUGACGAGGAUCAGCACAAACUAAUGGCAGAACUGGUAUUCACAUAUCUGUGUACUAUAUACUGCAGAACUUUGAUAGAGGGAGAAAAUAUAAUCUCAUUAUAAACUUCUUGACAGUGGCAAUCAAGUUCUCUGACCUGAGAGAAAUGUAUCAGGAUGUUGAUGCAGAACUCUCAACAAACAGAUUCUGGAACAUGACAAGGAAUGCAAGUUAGAAAGUUAAAAGUACUUUACAUUGCUGAGGGGGUUUCUUCCUGCCUUUCCAUAGAUGUCUAGGAGGCAUGCACUCUCGACAGAUUCCUCUGGCAAUGUUCUGAACUAGCAUUGUGUCUUCCUAUUGAGAUAGUUGAGAUUGUGGAUAUUAUUUGAGUGAAUAAUGUAAAUGUAUCUUCAACUCACAGCAGUGAUUUUUCUAGCAACUCUGAAAACUUACAUGUAGAUGUCACAAUGUUGGUUGAAUCCACUUUCAACAUGGAGUUCUGUUCAAUUAAGCUUUCCCCUCCACACACAGGCUACAGCCUCCAGUGUGAAAUGCUCACCCCAGGGGGUACCACUCAGGUCCUGGGGAGCCCAGGCAUUUAUUGGUUACCCUGCUCUAACAAACAUUUGAAUAUGAUAAAAGCUGGAUAAUUUGCCCAUAGAAUCAGGUGUGAUGAAUUUGAUAGAAGACUGAGCAGCAUGUCUGGGGCACUUCAAAAUCAUAGACCAAAACUGAUUGAGCCUGUGGAUCAAAGAUGGGUAGCCCAUGAUGCCCUGGUUCACAGCAAACCGAAUGAACAUUCCUGUUUGGACAUGCGUGUGGUUUUUUAAGACAUUUAAACAAUGGAUAGUGUUAAAGCGCAAAGUAUUCCUCACAUUACUUACUUCAAUACCUCAUCACCAGAAUUAUGAUUUGUGUGACUGCUAGAAUAAUAACAAAAAGAAGCCACUGGUCAAAAAGGAAAAAAAACAAAAAAAACAAAAUGCAUUGUAACUUGUGUCUUAAACAAGUUAUGAAUUAAUGGAUUGGAAUGCCUGCAGUUAUGAAAUGCCUAAACUAUUUUCUUGUGUUCAUGUAACAGUGGAAAAGUUACAGAUUAUGAUAAAGUUUAAAUGCUUUAUUUAUCUUAAAUUAAUUAGUGAAAAGGCCCCAUGAGAAUGCCUUCCAAAGAUGGGAAAUAAUGGAAGCAUUAGGAAUAUAGUUCUUCCUAACUUGUCAGUUCUUGGCACACUGGCACAAAUUAGUCCUGAAAUCAUGAAUCUGAUCUUCAUGGAGCAGCUUUAUAUAACUUGUGUAGUGUUAUGGCAAAUUUAUUAAAUAUGGCCAUAACCAAAACAGAAUCCAAACUGAGAAAUAGUUGGAAAUGGCAAUUUUCAGUAAUACACUUAAAAAAGUGGCCAGUGUCUGGAGUGGUUCCCUUAAGUUUGUUUUCUGCUUUUUAUAGUGGCUUGUAAUUUAAUGCUUAGCAUGUUUUCAUGGUUUCAUAUUUUGUUCUAAACAUGAGGAAAGCCAUUCUUGCUUUUUUAUUUAUAUACAUUUCUCUAAUAAUCAAAAAAAUCAUACUGUAAUUUAAUUUCUCUUGAUUACCCAGCACCCCUGAACAAAACCUACCUAAUCUGUACAGCUGAAACAGAACCAUAAUUGUAAUCAUGUUUUUAGCCACACUUGACAUUGUUUCAGCAUGUUGCUGCCUUACUGUGCUCAUGUUGACACAGUCUGACUACUGUUGUAAGUCCUGAGUGCUGCUCACUUCUUUAAGAGGUUUAGUUCCUUGAUCUGCUGUAUUCUGAUGAUGAAAAUUAUGGCAGUGCUUAUGAGACUACGGUUAAAGGUGCCGUAUGUGCAACCAUAACUACAGUCAAUUUUGGACUUUUCUGGUUGUCAUGUUUUCCACAGUGCAUCAGAUAAUUGUAUGCUUUUAUGUCCUCAAAAUUUGAAUUAAAAGUUGAAAAUUACAGCAGUGCUUAUGAGAACACAAUUAAAGGUGCAGUCCGUGCAACCAUAACUGCAGUCGGUUUUGGACUUUUCUGGUUGUCAUACAUUCUCCACAGUGCAUCAAAUAAUUGUAUGCUUUUAUAUCCUCUACUUGUUUAUUAAAAGUUGAUUUUAAUUUGCCACUAUGGGAAGGUCAGUUAUUCUAGCUAUAAGUUGCCAUUAAUGGAGCCAGAAUUUUAAGGUAUAUCUCCUUACAUUUUCCAUGUUUCAUAUUUUUUUCUCUUGAAUCUUUUUUGAUUUCUUUUAAAACAAAUAUUUAAAGGCACAGGUCUGAAGUAAAUAUUAAUCCAUGUCUCAGAUUCUAACAAUGAUCAUCUUCCAUAACAUGUACCAUGCACUGUCUCACCUUGGAUCAGGUAGUCCAGUCCUUAGAUUGCAAUAUACCCAAGACCAAACUGCAAUAUAGAGACAUUCUGGAAUGUUCUAAAUUACUGUAAUGAUUGGGUCUAUUUCUCCCUCUAUACACAGUUUUGUAGCAUGAAUUUGUAGUGGAAAGAUCUCUGAAUUUUCUCUAGACGUGCAUUAUGUUUUUUGUUUGUUUGUUUUUUUUAACCUUUGGGUUAAUCCAUCUUUCAGUCAGAGGAGAGUGUUAUUUCUUUUUUUAAGAAUAUCUGUACUUUUAAUGCAGAUGUCCUCUGCAUACUUGACAUAACUGGUCAACAUGCACCAUAACACACACAUGGCCUUUUGUGGUUUUUCUUCUUUUCUUGUGUAUGUCUGUAUGAUGCUUAGUUUCUUAUAAAGCUCUUAGAAAAUCUUGGUCCAGAAUCGGGGAACAUUUGAUGAAAGCUUGCGAUUAUGUUUGUAGUGCUCUCAGUUGACCAGUGUACUUGUGUUCUUGUUUGUACCAUGAUGCAGGACAUGCUUGUGGGUGUGGUGUUCGGAUUGGGACUUUAGCAGUCAAAAUGUAACCUAUGGAUUUGGCCUGGCUGAGGCAUUUUCUGCGUGACCAACAUGUACCAAAUUGUGGGUGCUGUUUCUCCCCAUCUUAAAACCAUUUUGCACUUUUUUUCCCCAUUUCACACAGCCAUACCUCAGCAUCAUCAAAUGAUGGGAAAGCAUGAAUGUCAUUAUACAGGUGGCUCAGUUUAAUACCUCAAAAAUGAUAUAUUUUUGCAUGGAUUUCUUGGAUUUUAAUUGUGUAUUCUAUAUUUUACAAAACAUUGGACUAGGCACAUGCAUGGAGCUGUUGGGAAGAAAAUUAUGCACAGGGUUGGAACACUGAAUGAAAAUGGGUAUUCCAUUAUUUUGACUUUCUGAGCUCUUCGGUGCAUUUUUAUUUGAUCUCUAUUUUUUUUAGGCGUGGUGUAAUUUUAGUCAGGACUAUGCUGCCUGUGUGCUCUUCCUCCUGGCUUCCUGCAGCUGCUCUAAAUCAGAAGUUCUAAUCUGACACCAGCAAUAUCAUGCCAUUCAGGCAUUAAGCAGUUGAAUUAUGGCUGGAAAGGACUUUAAAUUUAAAUAUAACCCUUUAUUGGUACAUUAAUUACUUCUAGGAAGCUAAACGACAAAAAAUAAUUUAACUGCAGGAACACAUCAGAAGGGUUUUUAAUCAGCCGUGGGUGAGUAGUUUAGCAUAUUGAGGUUGAAAAAUGGAGUUUUAAAGUUGAGAUUUUCAGCAUCAUUUUAGAUGCCAAUAUUUUUGCUCAACUUGCCUUCUAAAACAGUACAUUUUCAUGGCAAAAUAAUUGAAUAUUGGCAGAGGCCAUCAAUAUUAGAAAGACCCGUGACAAGUCAAGGACAUUGUUGUGCACAGAUGUUUUUAUUCUUUUGUAAUGUCAUAUACUGAGUGCUAUACAGAUCUUUUAUCAAUUUUCACUGAACAUUCCACAACAUAUACCAAUGUAAAGGUUAUACAGUAUAUUACUAUUCUUAUACAGUUUAAGUAUAGUAUUUAAUUUUGGACGUUUUGGAAUACAAAUUCAUAUGGUGGAAACAUGCCAGAGCACUUUAGCAUUCUAAUUUUAUGAUAAAUAUGAAAGGAAAAAAAAAUUUCUCUAUGAUUCCAUAUCAUAUAUUAUGCAGUUCUGGGGAUGUUCCUUUAAACAAUGCGACUAAAGGGAAAUAUCUUCCUUUUAACUUUGCACAAAACAAGAAUUAAGGCUUGAAAUAUUUGGAGAAAUGUAGUUCACAAUGAUGUGCAUGCCUGUUUUUUAAAUUAUAGAAAGUUUUGAAUGGAAGCAGACUAUCCAUCUAAUCAUAGCUUACUUCCCUUAAAUUUGAUCAUUUGUCUCUCUUGCUUUAUGCUUAGAGAAGAAAAUACUUUUUAAUACUUAAAAAAUGGAAAAACUGAAUUGUGCCAUGUGUAUUUUUUGCGAUGAAAUCAGAGCUUGCUAUACCCUUGGUAAUCUCCCCUUGAAUGAAAGAAUGCCACCCCCCAUCAACAGGUAGCACAUGCAUCCAAAAUGUCAUCCUGGACAUCAUGCAUGCAACUAUUAGAUAGUGAUGCCCAUUUCACCCUUUGUAACAUUUCAUACAUGUUUGACAUGAAGCUGAGUAGUUACUGUGUGGAAGAAAAUAAAUUGGCAUAUGAGUUCA
Molecule: messenger RNA, 6855 nt
Organism: Electrophorus electricus (electric eel)
Lineage: Eukaryota; Metazoa; Chordata; Actinopteri; Gymnotiformes; Gymnotidae
Biological process (GO): regulation of DNA-templated transcription
Cellular component (GO): nucleus
Molecular function (GO): RNA polymerase II cis-regulatory region sequence-specific DNA binding; DNA-binding transcription factor activity, RNA polymerase II-specific
Source: RefSeq, a predicted model, not a curated record